AUGUCCGACUUCAAGGUUGGGCAGACUGUCGCGCUCCUCGAUGGUCGCCAGGCUGUCAUCAGAUUCAUCGGCACUCUGCACAUUGCUGAUGGCCAAUUCAUCGGAGUCGAGUUCGCUGAUCCCAGUGGCAAGAACGACGGCUCGGUCAGAGGCGAGAGGUACUUCGACUGUCCUCCUAAUCAUGGCAUGUUUAUGAGGGCGAGCAACAUCGCGGAAGUCAUCAUCGACGCACCAAAGCUAGCUCCCAAGGUGAAGCCACGACCAGCUUCUGGGUCACAGUCUCCCCUCAAGAAGCCAGCUCCACGUGCCUCCAGGCAGAGCAUGGCUCCUCCCCCAACCCGCCGCACCUCUAUCGUCCCCACAACCUCCUCAGCUGCCACUUCCCGUCCGACCUCAUCUCGCCCCGCUCCC
Messenger RNA from Mytilinidion resinicola, 411 nucleotides. RefSeq lists its product as uncharacterized. The transcript is spliced from 2 exons. NCBI's taxonomy places the organism in Eukaryota, Fungi, Ascomycota, Dothideomycetes, Mytilinidiales, Mytilinidiaceae. The annotation marks the transcript as partial. The record is from RefSeq and is a predicted model, not a curated record.